AUGAAAGGUGGACCUUAUCCUGCAAAUGCAUUAACUAAUGUAAGAGUGAAAGCCUUAUUGGACAGUUUCAAGAAAAUAGAACACUGCGCAACCGUGCGGUGUUGCUCUUCGAAGCUUUGCACAUUAGAAGAAUUGAGCAUUAAUGUGCUUUUGACCGUCGUUAAUUCUAUCCUUUUUCGCAAGUACCCGAUGGUCAAGGGCGAUACGGGUGCCGUGAAGACCCGCUACUACGCUGGUGCGACGAUCUUCUGUCGUGACUGCCACGCUCUCGGCACGGUGGCGGUGCUUGACACGAAGCCAAGGCGGGAGGUGGAUCAGGAACUCAUCGACAUGCUGCAGCACUUGAGCUUUGUGGCAAGUGAAAAAAUAACGCAGAGUAUUAUCGAAGAAGAUAGCAAUAGCGAGUUUCUAUGA
Messenger RNA from Peronospora belbahrii, 414 nucleotides. The record is from the annotation of a GenBank genome assembly. NCBI's taxonomy places the organism in Eukaryota, Oomycota, Peronosporomycetes, Peronosporales, Peronosporaceae.